Scylla paramamosain (green mud crab) is the source of this 742-nucleotide messenger RNA. RefSeq lists its product as uncharacterized. The record is from RefSeq and is a predicted model, not a curated record. The transcript has 4 exons. NCBI's taxonomy places the organism in Eukaryota, Metazoa, Arthropoda, Malacostraca, Decapoda, Portunidae. Bases 249 to 587 code for a protein of 112 amino acids.
UCUCUUUCAGCCGGUGCAAGAGAGGAAUCGUGUAUUCCUGUGUCUGUGUUGUGUCCGCGGUUUUAUUGUUUCUCACUGAAGACGUUGCCCGCCAUCGUGUUCAGGAGUGUGUCUAUGGGUGGAGGCGUCCCUGGCGAGAGGACAGGACCCUUACCCCGCCCCUCACGUCCUGCGGCGGGAAGUCCUUGACCAUCCCUAAGGACACUGGCCUUCACCACGCGACCUGCUCCUUCUUGCAUCAUCUCAGGAUGCGUCGCCUCGUGUUGAAGGUGCAGGUGUGGGUGGUGUCGCCUUGCCUUGCGUCUCUCCCUCGCAUGGAAACCGGUCGAGUAACGGCGCUCUCCUUCCUCCUAAACAUUCGUCUCUCCGCCAGUGUUGGUCUCCCUGAGCUGCAAAUAUCCCAGUUUGAUAAAAGAAAAGGAAAAGUUUGCUUAUAUAUGACCCAACAUUUAGGAGGCCGCAAUCAGAGUGAACAAGCGAAUCACAUACUGUUAACCUGCUAUGUUUCCAUGUACUCACCCACGCUUCCCUCUGUAAGUAUCAAGGACGUGAAGCACUCAAGCCAAAUCAAUGGAAGAAUACAUUAGCAGCAUUCUCAGCAUUAUGACGCAUCGCAGUGUCAAAGCGAAGAAUCAUCCUUCGAUAAUUCCCCUAAGGCAAGAAACUGGAAGCCACAAACGCCUUGAGGAACCCCGCUUUACUGUAUAAUAAAAUGUGCUAGAUAAUAAACUCUUCCCACGAG